GAGUGGAUACCGCACGCCAACGACAUCUUCGGCAGCCAUGAGCACUUCAGUCUCCAGCACGCCGACGCCAGGGCGGGACUAUCGUCGUCUGGAGAGAAUGUCUCUCGAUUUCAUGGCCCCGGGCAGCUGCCCAACGCAGCAACGGACAGGCAGUCACAGCUACCCAGUCGAACAGGCCCACAGGCCCCACUCUUCGUCGUCCGAGCGAAGCAUGGUCACCCGUCGGGACAGCAGCCAAUACAGAGCACAGUAUGCAGCCUAUCCCGCAGGCACCGCUCAGCCCUGGACCUCAGUGAACGGGGCCCAUGCUCGACCUAGCACCAUGCCAAGCUAUGACAGACGGUACAACAGCACCUGCACAUCCCCCACCACGCCUUCGGGCAUCAUUCGCGAUGACCCCCCGGACCACAGCUCCGACGCUGACUCGCCCUCUCGCGGCGGGAACACGUCGCCGUCAGUAGCCGAGCCGGAGCGCCGCGAGCCACGUCUUGCAUACGGCGAGGAGGAGCGUGCCUUCAUCAUGGUGUGCGCGGUGCUGCGCAACAUGACGUGGAAGGAGAUCGAGACGGCCUUCCGCCAGCGUUUCCCAGCAGGUCAGAAGCGCCGCCAUUCCGAGCCAGGCCUGUGGCCCACCUAUCCCGAGCAGGAGCGCACGUUUGGGGGUCUCACUUGCGCUUACUAUCGCAUUCGCGAGGCUUGGGGCAUCGCCAAGGUUCGCGGCGUCCCGGACGAAAUGAAACCCGAGGUUAGAAACGUCGUGAGCGAGAUGAUCAGGAGCAUGACACAGUUCCCGGAUCUACAGCAGUGGGUCUAACCGUGAGGGGUUAACGUGCUAAAUUGUCCUUGCCUUUGAACCGUCUGCCUGUUGGUGGCGUCUUCUUGAGUUCUUCUUCAUCAGUGUUCGAGCGAGCGCCUGGGCUUUUCUUUUUUGUUUUUUUUUCCUCUUAGCGGGAGUUAUUUGUCUUAACUACGUUUAUGUCUUACGAGCCG
Messenger RNA from Aplosporella prunicola CBS 121167, 990 nucleotides. RefSeq lists its product as uncharacterized. The record is from RefSeq and is a predicted model, not a curated record. NCBI's taxonomy places the organism in Eukaryota, Fungi, Ascomycota, Dothideomycetes, Botryosphaeriales, Aplosporellaceae. Bases 98 to 814 code for a protein of 238 amino acids. The transcript has a single exon.